This is a messenger RNA of Klebsormidium nitens, 4020 nucleotides long. The record is from the annotation of a GenBank genome assembly. Lineage: Eukaryota; Viridiplantae; Streptophyta; Klebsormidiophyceae; Klebsormidiales; Klebsormidiaceae.
CGCAUUCCCAUGUUGCGUCGCCGACGCCAUGGCAUUGCCUCCGUUCCAAAGUGAACGGCAGCGCUGCUGCACUGCUGAUUCAAAAGCGCCUUGAUUGGGUUGUCGUGGUGCCAUCUUCAGAGGAGCGCGCAGCCAUGGAGGACGUUCGGGAGGGCAAGGACUACAACUUCCCCAAGGAGGAGGAAGCCAUCCUGGCAUUGUGGGACAAGUUGGAUGCAUUCAAGACCCAGUUGAAGAAGACCGAGGGCAAGCCGGAGUUCGUGUUCUUUGAUGGCCCCCCCUUUGCCACCGGGUUGCCCCACUACGGCCACAUCCUGGCAGGCACUAUCAAGGACAUUGUGACCCGGUAUGCCUCCACGACGGGGCACCACGUGGCGCGCCGCUUUGGGUGGGACUGCCACGGGCUGCCCGUGGAGUACGAGAUUGACCAGAAGCUGGGGAUCAAGUCCAAGGACGACGUGCUGGCGCUGGGCAUCGGCAACUACAACGAGGAGUGCCGCGCCAUCGUGAUGCGCUACUCCAAGGAGUGGGAGAAGACGGUGUCGCGCCUGGGCCGCUGGAUCGACUUUGAGAACGACUACAAGACGCUGGACGCGUCGUACAUGGAGAGCGUGUGGUGGGUGUUUGCGCAGCUGCACGCCAAGGGCCUCGUCUACAAGGGCUUCAAGGUCAUGCCCUACAGCACCGGCUGCACCACCCCGCUCUCCAACUUCGAGGCAGGCCUCAACUACAAGGACGUGAGCGACCCCGCUGUCCUGGUGGCCUUCCCCCUGGAGGACGACCCCGACGGCGCUGCGCUAGUGGCGUGGACCACCACCCCCUGGACCCUGCCCAGCAACCUCGCACUCUGCGUCAACGCCGCCUUCACCUACGUCAAGGUGAAGGAUCGGCAGAGCGGGGCGGUGUACAUGGUGGCGGAGAGCCGGCUGGCGCAGCUGCCCAGCAAGAAGGCCAAGAAGAGCGCGGACGCAGCGGCGGCAGCACCCAACGGGGUGGCGGCCAAAGAUGCGGCCAAGAAGGAGGAGGGCGGCGCCAAGAAGGGCGGCAAGAAGGACAAGAAGGACAAGGACGCCAAGGAGGCCGGCGCUGCGGCUGCACCGGGGCUGGACACUGCCGCGUACGAGGUGCUGGGCAGCUGCAAGGGGGAGCAGCUCAAGGGACGCAAGUACGUUCCCCUGUUCAACUAUUUCGACGAGCAGGCGUCCACGGCGUUCCGCGUGCUGGCAGACGACUACGUCACGGACGACAGCGGAACAGGGGUGGUGCACUGUGCCCCGGCCUUUGGCGAGGACGAUUACCGGGUGUGCCUGGCGGGGGGGAUCAUCGCCAAGGGGGGCGACUUCCCGAUUGCCGUGGACGACGACGGCCGCUUCACCGCCAAGGUCGUCGACUUCCAGGGCCGCUACGUCAAGGAAGCCGACAAGGACAUCAUGGCCGCGGUCAAGGCGCGGGGCCGCUUGGUGUCGGCGGGCACCAUUGUUCACCCGUACCCUUUCUGCUGGCGCUCCGAAACGCCCCUCAUCUACAAGGCCGUCCCCAGCUGGUUUGUGGCGGUAGAGACGAUCAAGGAGCGGCUCCUGGCGGCCAACGCGCAGACACGGUGGGUGCCGGCUUACGUGAAGGAGAAGCGGUUCCAGAACUGGCUGGAGAACGCGCGCGACUGGGCCAUCAGCCGCAACCGGUACUGGGGCACGCCGCUGCCCAUCUGGCGCUCCGACGACUGGCAGGAGCUGCGCGUUGUCGGCAGUAUCGCCGAGCUCGAGCAGCUCUCCGGAUUCAAGGCGACGGACCUGCACCGGCACCACAUCGACCACGUGACCAUCCCGUCCAAGCGCGGCCCGGAGCACGUGCUGAGACGCUGCGAAGAGGUGUUUGACUGCUGGUUCGAGAGCGGUGCCAUGCCGUACGCACAGGCGCAUUAUCCGUUCGAGAACAAGGCGCAUAUGGAGGCCAAUUUCCCCGCAGACUUCGUCGCAGAGGGCCUCGACCAAACGCGCGGCUGGUUCUACACGCUGAUGGUGCUGUCGACGGCGCUGUUCGACAAGCCCGCGUUCAAGAACCUGAUCUGCAACGGGCUGGUCCUCGCGGAGGACGGCAAGAAGAUGAGCAAGCGCCUGCGCAACUACCCGCCCCCCACCGAGCUCAUCGACGAGUACGGCGCCGACGCGCUGCGGCUGUACCUCAUCAACUCGCCCGUCGUCAAGGCCGAGCCGCUGCGCUUCAAGAAGGACGGCGUCUUCGCAGUGAUCAAGGACGUGUUCCUGCCAUGGUACAAUGCGUACCGCUUCUUCGUCCAGAACGUGCUGCGGCUGGAGGCCGAGGCCGGGGGCCGCUUCGUGCCGAGCAGCGGGCGCGAGUCGGGCAACGUGCUGGACCACUGGAUCCACAGCGCCACCGACAGCCUGGUGCUGGCCGUGCGCGCCGAGAUGGCGGCGUACCGCCUGUACACCGUGGUGCCGCUCCUGCUCAAGUUCAUCGACGGCCUCACCAACAUCUACGUGCGCUACAACAGGAAGCGCCUCAAGGGCGCGCGCGGCGACGCCGACUGCCGCACCGCGCUCUCCACGCUCUACCACGUGCUGCGCACGGUGUGCUGCGCGAUGGCGCCCUUCACGCCCUUCUUCACGGAGGUGAUGUACCAGAACCUGCGCCGCGUCGAGGGCCCCUCUGCGGAGGCGAGCGUGCACUUUUGCGAGUUCCCCACCACGCAGGCGGCCGUGGACCCGCGCAUCGAGCAGAGCGUGGCGCGCAUGCAGACCGUCAUCGAGCUGGGCCGGACCAUCCGCGAGCGCCGCGCCAAGCCCGUCAAGCAGCCCCUCCGGGCCAUGACGGUGGUGCACAGCGACGCCGCGUUCCUGGAGGACAUGACCGGCAAGCUGCGCGAGUACGUGCUGGAGGAGCUCAACGUGCGCACGCUGCACGCCUGCAACGACCCCCUCCAGUUCGCCACCCUGCGCGCCGACCCCGACCUCAAGGUGCUAGGCAAGCGGCUGGGCAAGGCGAUGGGCGCGGUAAGCAAGGCGGUGCGCGAGCUGGACACGGCGGCGCUGCUGCAGUACGAGGCGGCGGGGCAGAUCGACGUGGCGGGCCACACGCUGGGCAGCGGGGACCUGCGUGUCGUGCGCGAGUUCAAGGCGCCGCCCGGGACGAACCCCGACCACAUCAGCGCAGCUGGGGACGGCGACGUGCUGGUGGUGCUGGACCUGCGCGAGGACGAGGAGUUGCAGGCCGCCGGCCUCGCCAGAGAGGUGGUGAACCGCGUGCAGAAGCUGCGCAAGAGGGCGGGCCUGGCCGCCACGGACGCGGUGGAGGUGUACCUGCGCUGCGCGGGGCCGCCCCAAGAAGGCCUCCUACAGGCGCUCCACGCACAGCGGGACUACGUGGCCGCAGCGCUGGGGAUGCCGCUGCUGCCCGCCGCGCACCGGCCUGACACCGCGGUUGUGCUGGCGACAGAGCAGCACGAAGGAGUGGGCGGCACGGACUGCGCGCCCUUCGAGCUGGUGAUUGCGCGGCCGGCCCUGGUGUUCACGGACCAGCUGUCUGCGACGUGCGGGGGCAAUGCAGAGCAUGCGGACAAUGUCCGCACCGCGCUGCUGGCGCGAGACCACGCGGCGCUGAAGGCGGAGGCAGCGGCAGCAGAGGGCAAGCUGACGGUGGCCAUCGAAGGGCAACCCAAGUACAGCGUGACUGUUGCGAAAGACAUGUUCUGGAGUGUUGGAGACAGCUUGAAACACUGAUCAUCUUAUUUCACACGGAAGAGUCAUGCAGACGGGUACAUUGCAGUUUUGAUGGUAACCUGAAACGACAGCCAGACUGAGAAGGACAUUGCUUGAAGGAUUGAGUAGAUUGAGGACGACUGGAGUCGAGAAACCGAUCUUCAAAGAUAUAAAGCGCGACGCUUAUGCCCUCGACUCUGCAAUCAAAAUCUUCAUGCUGCUUGCAUCGAGGUCGCUUAUAAGAUAGUACCGCGCUAGGUAGCGAGUAUAGUUGCUAGUACAUAUGUAAUACAACUUACGGCAC